Molecule: messenger RNA, 573 nt
Organism: Daldinia childiae
Lineage: Eukaryota; Fungi; Ascomycota; Sordariomycetes; Xylariales; Hypoxylaceae
Product: N-alpha-acetyltransferase 20
Exons: 2
Coding region: 1-573 (190 amino acids)
Biological process (GO): N-terminal peptidyl-methionine acetylation
Cellular component (GO): NatB complex
Molecular function (GO): protein-N-terminal amino-acid acetyltransferase activity
Source: RefSeq, a predicted model, not a curated record
AUGGCCUCUUUUCGACGUUUUCGCCCCGAUGACUUAGACAAGUUUUCCAAAUGCAACCUUGACCCGUUGACCGAGACGUACGAUCUAAGUUUCUAUCUUCAAUACUUUGCCAAAUGGCCCUCACUAUUCCAAGUCGCUGAGGAUCCCAGCGGAAACAUUAUCGGCUAUAUCAUGGGCAAGUUGGAAAGUUCUCCAGACUAUUUCCAGUAUUCUGAGCAUUACCUACCAUGGCACGCACAUAUCACUGCUCUCACGGUAGCCCCUGAAGCUCGCCGUCUUGGUAUUGGAAAGAUUCUCACCGAAAACCUCGAAGUUGCUGCAGAAGCUGGAGACUCUUGGUUCGUCGAUCUAUUCGUAAGAAAAAGCAACACGAGAGCUAUCAACUUUUAUGAGAGUAUGGGUUAUAGCGUAUAUCGCGUAGUCAAAGACUACUAUGGUGAUAACGUCAACGACCCCACCGCUCACGGUGAAGACGCCUACGAUAUGCGUAAACCCAUGUCCAGAGAUAAGACGCUAAAACAUAUUCGAGAGGACGGGAGAAAUCACGAUGUUCAGCCUGAGGAUGUCUUCUAA